UGUAAUCUUGGAACAGCAGUGGGUUAUGAAAUUCGAUUUGAAGACUAUACUUCUGAAACAUCAGAUCUUGAUCAUUAUAAUACUGUUGUAAUGGACAAAUCUCAUGAACAUUCACUACAGACUAAUGUUUUAAUUGGUUUAUUAAGACAAG
Molecule: messenger RNA, 151 nt
Organism: Entrophospora candida
Lineage: Eukaryota; Fungi; Glomeromycota; Glomeromycetes; Entrophosporales; Entrophosporaceae
Source: the annotation of a GenBank genome assembly